Chilo suppressalis (striped riceborer) is the source of this 1427-nucleotide messenger RNA. The record is from the annotation of a GenBank genome assembly. NCBI's taxonomy places the organism in Eukaryota, Metazoa, Arthropoda, Insecta, Lepidoptera, Crambidae.
CUUCGAAUGGCUAAAAGUUAUUGCUUUCUUCUAUAAUUUAAAAAUUUAUGUUAAGAAAUUUUCAUCAAACCCAUAAAAUGGCUACUCUAGCUGUGUCGGGCCAUUUCGCUGCAAGAAUCUUAACGAAACAUGGCGCAAUGGGGCUUGUUUACAUCCCUUCGGCGCAGUACAGUUCAGAAGUCAAACCAAAUCUGGCUGCUUACAAACGGGGCACGGGUGGACGAAGCAGCUUCAAUGGCAUUGUUGCAACCGUGUUCGGGUGCACUGGAUUUGUUGGUAGAUACGUGUGCAAUAAACUUGGGAAAAUUGGAUCUCAGAUGAUCCUCCCUUACCGAUGUGACUUUUAUGAUGCUCAAAGACUAAAAGUUUGUGGAGACUUGGGCCAAGUAUUAUUCAGCCCAUUUGACUUGAGGGAUGAGGAAUCUAUUGCAAAAGCAGUACGUUAUUCAAAUGUUGUGAUCAAUCUUAUUGGGAGAGACUAUGAAACUAAAAAUUUCAAGUAUAAAGAUGUACAUGUGGAUGGUGCUCGUCGACUGGCAAGAAUUUGCCGUGAGAUGGGAGUAGAAAGAUUCAUCCAUCUUUCUUAUCUUAAUGCUGAAGAAAACCCUAAACCAUUGGUACUUAGCAAACCAUCCAUGUACAAGAUAUCUAAAUUCCAAGGAGAGUGUGCAGUUAGAGAAGAGUUUCCCACAGCUACUAUCAUCCGUGCCUCAGAUAUUUAUGGGUCAGAGGAUAGGUUCCUAAGGUGUUUUGCAUCGAGCUGGAGGCAUCAUGCUCAACUGUUCCCUUUGUAUAAAAAUGGAAUGGCUACAAUUAAGCAGCCAGUGUUUGUAUCAGAUGUUGCACAGGGCAUUGUGAAUGCUGCUCGUGAUCCUGAUACAAGAUGCAUGACAUAUCAGGCUGUUGGGCCUAAAAGAUACCUAUUGGCAGACCUUGCGGACUGGUUCCACGGUCUCAUGCGAAAGGACAAGGAACUUUGGGGCUACAGACGUUACGACAUGAAGUACGACCCCGUAUUCCCGCUCAAAAUAGCUCUGGUCAACCUUAUUUCGCCGGCUUACCCAUUCGGCAAUCUUCAUUGGGAAGCAAUCGAAAAAGAAGCCACGACGGACAAGUUUGAGAGCAACAUACCAACUCUGGAAGACUUGGGCGUGAAUCUAACCAACAUGGAAGAUCAAGUGCCAUGGGAAUUGAAACCUUUCCGUGCCUAUCAAUACUACAUGGAUAAAGUUGGAGAGUUCGCCAAACCCGAACCGCCGACGCCUCAACCAUUCUAAUUUCACGUAGUUGGGAAUAUCAAGCAUCUACUUCCAAUCAGUGGAUUAUUCUUGUGUCUCUUAACGAUGAAUUUACCAGAUUUUGUUUAUCCAAUAUUAUGAUAAACCAUAUUGUAAUGGCAAUGAGUGAACAUUUACAAUGGAUUAGCA